This is a messenger RNA of Corvus hawaiiensis (hawaiian crow), 3575 nucleotides long. RefSeq names its product proline and glutamate rich with coiled coil 1 (gene PERCC1). The record is from RefSeq and is a predicted model, not a curated record. The coding region runs from base 2717 to 3427 and encodes 236 amino acids. The transcript has 2 exons. Lineage: Eukaryota; Metazoa; Chordata; Aves; Passeriformes; Corvidae.
ACAUGGCCGGGACCGGGAGGAAGCACCGGGAGGCAGGGUGGAUGCAUGGACAGGGGGACGAACCCCCUUGCACAUGGGUACAGCCAGGAGAGGACCGAGGACAGGGCAGGACAGGGCUGGACAGUCCGUGGCUGCUCUCCCGGCUGAGGGGGGAGGAUGAGGCCGUGGUUUGCAGGGGAGCUUGGGCUGUUGCGAAGCUUUGCCGUGUGCUGCGUUCCCUGUCUGGCUUUCUGAGCUCCAGCUCCAUCUCGCACCACUCCCGCGAGUUUUACCUCUUGUUUCUUCACCGGGAGCUCCCGGCCCCGGCUGCCCUAUGCAUGCUCCCUAUGCCGGAGAAAUCCCACCUGCUCUUUUUACUGCCACAGGGCUACAAAGGCGGCGAGGGUUAGAGCUAGAGCCCUGGUGCAGGAUGCUCCGUUUGCCAUAGUCAUGCCUGGUUUUCCCACAGAUUUAAAGCUUCGUUGGCUUUCAGGGAAAGGCAGAAUGAGCCAGCCCCGGACAGGGCUGUGCCGCCGCCCCGCUCCGGUGCACCAUCCCGGGUGAGCAGAAAUCAGCCUCAUCUCAGACUGCGGUCUGCCAACCUCCCUGCUUGUCUGCGGGGGUCUCUGCGGACAGGAGACCCCUUCCCUGUGGGACGGGAGCUCCUCGUGCCCGGCCCUGACAAGGUUUGGAGCAGGGAUGGCCACCCUAGACACUCGAAUGGGUGCAAAACCACAUGCCCAAGCCUGUUGCACGAGCAGCGGCAUUGCGUGUUCCUGCUGCUCGCCCUUGGAAUGGUCCUGCUGAGCCCUGAGUGUUCCCUAAGUGCGUUAUUCCUUCCCACAAAGGACGGACACCUCAUCACUCCCAACUCUGUGAGCCGGCAGCCAAGUCAUGUGCUCCCCACACCAUGUCCCACACCUGGACCCCCUCGCCAGCAUGCCCAGACCCUUCCCACCCGGGCAAAGGGACAGCGCUGCCCUUUCCUCCGGCCGCACUGUCCCGGAGGCUGUGGGAGCUCUCCCCAUCUCCUGCGCUGCAGGAAGAUGGUCUGGGGCAGAGAUGGCUGGGGACGCCAGAGGAAGCCGCCGUUCCCUGGGGAUCGUGGUGGGGGAUCGGGGUGGCUGUCCUGCUCCCAGGGCUGGUCCCCCGGGUUGAAGCCGGCAGCAAUGCCAGACCAUGCCAGUGCCGAGCCGUGCCGGGCGGGUGGGUGACAGUGGGUGACGUCGGGGAGCAAACCGAAGGGUGCCCGUGGCUAAUCAGCUCGCACCCGCCGUGUUUGCCCAGCAGUGCCCGGGUGACUGCUGCUCCCGCCCCGCGUUGCCGCUGUGAGUGUUCAGGGAGAGGAGAGGGAGCUGUGCGGAGCCGGAGCCGGUGCCCAGCUCCGCCCCUGCAGGGAGCCCCAGGGCUGCCGGCCCGGGGAGAGCGGUCGGUGACAGCCCUGCCCAGGCUGGGACACUCUUCUCGCCAGUGCUGCACCCUGCCAGGAGCUGGGGACACCAUCUCAGCACUGGGGACAGCUCAGAACAGGGUGCUCAGGGCAGGGGGCAGGGAGGGCUCCGAGAGAGAGACCAGGAGCUGCGGUCACUCCAAAAACAGGAGAGGGGGACAGCUCUGGAGCAGGGCUGUGGGUGUCCCCAAGCCCAAUGACCAUUGUCCCACUCCCUGAGUGUCCCCAACACCGGUGACAGAGUCUGGGUGCUGUGUCAGGCCCCUGCCAUCCUGUGCCCUUCAGCUGUCAGGGGCAGGCUGUCCUGUGUCCUCUGGCCAUCCUGCGUCCCCAGUCACCCUGCAUCCCCCAGCCAUCUGUGUCCCCUGGCCGUGGUCUGUGCUGCCCCAGAUGACCCCGCUGGCACGUCCUGCUGCCAAGGCAGAAAUGGCACCUCUGGCACAGCGCCUCUGGGACCUGAGCUGAUUGUCAUCGUCCCUGUCCUCACAGGGGAGCUGCUGUGGGGGUCAGCACGGCCACAGGCCAUAGCACAGACACAGGACACACAGGGUGAAAAUGCUGUCAUCCAGGUGCUGUCCUUGCCGUGGGGAUGGCUCAGCCACUCUCCACAUGGCAUGUUCACCUUCGCAUCCACAGAUUCCAAAACCUCUUCCAGGGCUGGUCGGGGAGCCCAACAUCCAUUUCAAAGGAGCACAAGGCUGGAGAUGGGUGGUCUGAACUGCAUGAGGGUAGUGCAGCACCUGGGGGUACCUCACGGAAAGGCUUUGCCCACUGCAGCAGCAGCCCCUGUUUGCAGAGGCAUCGCUCGAUACGCAGUAUGUUCUUCAGAAGAUCCCUACUCCAGGAGUCAAAAUAGCAUGAAAUUUAAUUUUACGCCUAUUUGACAAAGCUUGAUUUCGCCUCCAAUCAGCAGGGAGAUAAGAGCCCUCGGCACAAGUGUGUGGGCAGUUUGGCAGCUGGGGCUGCCGAUUUAAUAGGUGAAUUUACAGGGACAACACUUGAAAAUCCCCUGGCUAGUGAACCAUUAAGGUGAGCCCUGCCUUCCGUCCCCGCGUCCCUCCCCGCGCCGCUCUCCCGUUGCUGGGUGCUAAAGCAAACCCCAGCUCUGUUUACCGAGUCUACUAUUACAAUACGGCUACCAAAUAUUUGCCAGCCGUCAGCUCGCUGCUCCGCUAUAAAUACUUCAGGCCCAGGUGGAGGGACGGGCAGGGGGAGCGGCGCGGGAGCCUAUGCAUGGCCGGGCGGCAGCGCCAAGGGUGAGUCCCGGGGGUGCCUCUGAGCGCUGACAUGGCUGCGGGUGUCAUCCAGCCCCUGGCCGAGUUGCGGCUGCCCUCGCCCUUCCCACACGGCCUCCUGCUGCCCACGCACCCUGAACCUGACUUCCCCGACGUCUCCGAGGAGGAGGAGGAGGAGGAAGAAGAAGAGGAUGAAGAGGAGGAGGAAGUGGAAGCAGUGGAGGAGAGCGUGAGGCCGGAGCUGGCCGGUGUCUCCAGCACUGCCGAGACCACCCUGCGUCUCCUCAAGUUUUCGGAGCUCAUCAGCUGCGACAUCCAGCGCUACUUCGGGCGGCGGGGCCGGGAGGAGGCCCCCAGCAGCUGCCCCGUGCCCGAGGACUGUGGCUCACCCCAGAGCACUGAGGCUGUGCCCGAGGCCGUGGUCCCACGGCGCAGCCCGGGGGCCACACACAUGCUGGGGCCGCUGGCCGAGCUCUUUGAGUACGGCGUGCACCGGUGCCUGCCCGCCCGGGUGGCCGGCAGCAAGACACAGCGGCUGGAGAGGAAGUAUGGCCACAUCACCCCCAUGCACCACAGGAAGUUGCCACCCUCCUUCUGGAAAGAGCCAGGCCCAGGCCCUGCCAGCCUCCUUCACGCUGGCACCCCUGACUUCAGCGACCUCCUGGCCAACUGGACAGUGGAGCCAGGGCCAGAGCUGCCAGGCACUGGGCGGGAGCUGCCGGGUCGCCUGGGGCUGGAGGCUGAGCCCUUUGCUGGGCUGUGACCCCACUGUGGCCCCAGAGCCCCCAGUCCCGCCACGUGCCACCCAGUUAAUGAUAAACCUGGUGGCCCCAGUGCCAGCACCGGGGCACUCAGAGCUGCCGGGUCGAAGCUGGUGAUGGGACGAGUGAAUAAAUGACUGCUGCCAGGCA